Bombus terrestris (buff-tailed bumblebee) is the source of this 3708-nucleotide messenger RNA. RefSeq names its product two pore potassium channel protein sup-9 (gene Task6). Lineage: Eukaryota; Metazoa; Arthropoda; Insecta; Hymenoptera; Apidae. Gene Ontology annotation, cellular component: membrane. Gene Ontology annotation, biological process: potassium ion transmembrane transport; stabilization of membrane potential. Bases 979 to 2079 code for a protein of 366 amino acids. Gene Ontology annotation, molecular function: potassium ion leak channel activity. The transcript is spliced from 7 exons. The record is from RefSeq and is a predicted model, not a curated record.
CCGCGCAGAUCGUCCUCAGUAGUUGCCCAGACGCUGUCACGGGCGUAGCUGGAUGCUGGAUUGUCUCUCUCUCUCGUGCGCGCGCGUGUCGCAGGGAGGUGCUUCCUUUUCUUCUUCCUCUUCCUCCUAACCUCGUCCUACUCGUCGCUUGUAUCGGUCGACGAACAACGCCGUGGACGUCACGAUUUUUCGAUGCUGCGGAUAUCGUGCGACUCGGUCACUGGUUCACCAUCUUAACGAGAAGAAGAAAAGGUGCCGGAGAAAAGGGAGGCCGACGAGGUUUCCUGCCGGUCGGUGAGAGAGAGAGAUAGAGGGUGAGAUAGGGGUUAGAUAGGAAGGUAGAGUGAGGUAGUGAAAGGGGAUUCGACAAGGAAAGGCAACCGAGAGAAACAACGAGAGACCGGUAAAAUAGAGAAACAAAGAUGGUGUGAGGGAAAUAGACAAGUAACGAGGGGAAUACGGGAGCAGCGAAAAAAGAUUUCGGAAGGAAAGCUAUCCGGGAGGGGUAGAGAUGUGUUGAAGUGUGUUCUUGUGUAUAUAUAUGGUGCAGUGCGGUGCUGUGCUCGAGAGAGAGAAUGGCGUGGUCGGAUUUCGCGUGUACCUCGCCGUGACGUGGAAAGUCGGCACUGAAAACGUUGGGUGCUAAGCUGAGGAAUGGAGGGAACGUGGCAGUGGGAGCAGCGAAAGCACUGCCAUAUCAUUCUGCUCAACCCUUUGUCGUACGUAAAAGAGAACCCGGAACAGGCUGCAGAUGAACGAAAGCGACUACAAGGUAGUCUCUGCAAGGAAGAAGACACCCUGAAGAAGAGGAGUCACGUGCCGGGUCUGUAGCGCUCGGUAAAGAGAAGAAGGGCCCCCCGAGCAUCAUCAGAAAGGAGAAGGGGUCGUCAUGGGCCCGGCACACCAAAUCGUACCCCACUGAGCGAUGCAAGUAGUUAGGGCCGGGGCCCUGCUAGUGAGCAUGUGGCUCACUAGAGAAUGAAGAAGCAAAACGUCCGGACCCUAUCGUUGAUCGUCUUCACGUUCACCUAUCUCCUCGUCGGCGCUGCAAUCUUCGACGUUCUCGAGUCCGAGACGGAGAAACGACGCAAGGAAGCAUUGGACGACAUUGAAAAGAUGGUUAUACGCAAGUACAAUAUAAGCGAGGACGACUUCAAGAUCAUGGAAACAGUAGUGCUGAAGACAGAACCUCAUAAAGCUGGUCAGCAGUGGAAAUUCGCCGGAGCGUUUUAUUAUGCGAUCACGGUCCUCACCACUAUCGGUUACGGACAUUCGACGCCGAACACCAUUAGCGGCAAGCUGUUCACAAUGUUCUACGCGAUCGUCGGUAUCCCGUUAGGACUCGUAAUGUUCCAGAGCAUAGGAGAGCGUCUGAAUAAAUUCUCAUCCGUCGUAAUACGGAACGUAAAGAAGCUUCUUAACUGUAAGGAUGUCCAGGCCUCAGAAAUAAAUCUUAUCUGCGUGGUGACGACCUUAUCUUGCUUAACGAUUGCGGGAGGUGCCGCGGCAUUCUCUCGGUACGAAGGGUGGUCAUAUUUCGACUCCAUCUACUAUUGUUUCAUCACCCUGACAACCAUUGGCUUCGGCGACAUGGUCGCGCUACAAAAGGAUAACGCGCUGAACAACAAGCCAGAGUACGUGAUGUUCGCCUUGAUAUUCAUUUUAUUCGGCUUAGCCAUCGUCGCCGCCUCCCUCAAUUUAUUGGUGCUGAGAUUUGUCACAAUGAAUACGGAGGACGAAAGGCGAGACGAGGCCGAGGCUCUACAGGCUGCGCAAGGAGCAGUGCGCCUGGAGGGCGACGUAAUAACGGCGAACGGCUCGAUACUGUCGGGCCAAGUAGGCAACCACGGUGACACGAUAUCGCUGGACGACGAGACGUCGGUCUGCAGCUGCUGCUGCAGCGGUUUUCAGAAGAAACGGCGGAGACCACGGUUCACGGUUCGUCGCUCGCCCGGUAAGAUCUCACAUCUGCUGCCGAUGCAGCAGCUGCCGUUGAAUAUACGCAGUGACCUACACCCGCCACCGUUGACGCCGUUGUUGCAACUGCCGCCGUUGCAUCAACAUCGAGCCAGCAUCUGACGACCAUCAACCGCCGUCAGUACGUUAUCUCAACAACAACUGCCGCGACGGGUGUCUGUCUGAGACUCUUUCCCUCGUGCAACAAAAGGGGACAGAUCAUAUGGGGGGGAAUGAAAUAGAGAGAAAGAAAGAGCUUUUACCGGUGACCGCUUCAACGAAUUUAAUCCUAGGGAUCGGUGUCGCCGCCUCGCCGUUUCAAAAAUCGCGGGAACCAUACCAUAUAUAGGGUGAAUUGGGGAAAGUUAAGCUGUUUAGCUAUUGGAUGAAUCGUAUUUUGUGGUAUAUCAAGUUGUUUGAAAGGAUCGUAGAUAAUGGAGAUUGAAAAAAAUUGAGAGGCAAUGUAUUUUCAGAGAUAAUACUUUUUCAAUUAGAUUUUCUUUCGCGCAUGGCUCGUUUCUUUCGAUAACUUUUCGUCAUAUAUAGAAUAGUAUAGGAUUCGAGUUGUUCAGUAUGAAUUUCUUUCGAAACUUUACAAGUAUUCAACUUUUCGUCAAUGAAAAAGUUGGAUAGAAACGAGAAUAAAUGAUUGCGAAAUCGUGUUGUGUACAUUGAUGGGAAAAUUAAAAUUUAAUAUUGCAACUAGCAUUCAGUAUCGUCUUGUUAUAAAAUGAAACCAUAUUAAUUUUUCGAAUCAAGUAUUUGCCUUUGAAGUGUCGAAGUUGAGUAUUGAAAUACUUGGCAGAAGUUCAUGGUGAUUAAUGUGUUCUUCCGAUUCCAUGAAAUAUAAUACAAACUAUGUAUGUAUAUCCAUUAUCAAUAACGUUACGAACUUUCAAAACAACCUAAUAUUUGAAUUGAAAAGGAUAAGUAGGUGAUUGUUAGAUAAUAUUUUUUGAAUUCGAUCGAUGUGAUAUUACGUUUGAUUAAUUUUAAUGUAGGAUAAAAAUGUUGAAAUUGUAUUGUAGAAAAUUAUCUAUCGGUAGGAGGCGAAAGUAAGAUAUGUACCUUAGAUUUGAUUUUCUGUCCAAGAUAUUGAGACAAAGAUUUUGAUAAUAUUUCUGAUACAAUUCUAUAUACAAUACUUUACUAAUGGUAUGGUUAUUGCGAAAUUGCCGCAAAAAUGACGAAAUUCUAGUCAGUCAUUUUUCAAUUAAGUGAAACUCUAUUAACGAUAUCGGAAUACGUAGCAUAAGAAAAUGAUUAUUAUUAGAAGAAUUGGUGAUUUCGUAAAAGAAUCUGUUUCCUUGAAACUUGAAAUGAAAGUUUCAAAAAAAUAAUUCUGAAAGAUCAGCAAUUGAAUAAAAAUUUAUUUUAAAGAAUCGCAAGCUAAUUGUAUUCCCUCGAGGGCGGAAUUCAAGUGCUUCCUAUUAUGUCUAUGCUCUUCCACUAUUUUAACAAUCACGUGUUUUUCUCACAAGCUCGGCAGAAAUAUUUCCUACAUUACAAAAUUGUUAAUAAUACGAAGUUCUUCCAUUGAGUUAUUUCUAUGCAAAAAGAAAGAAGACAGAAUCUCGUCACGAAUGCGAUCAGGCGGUGAAUUGAUUCUCAGAAGCAAGUGUUAUGUAUGUACAAAGAAAAAAAAACGGGAUGUGCGAGUGAUUAUGUGUUCCAUAGCCAAGAAGCAUUAACAAACAAACCAAAAAAACGAAAAUAAAAAAGAACAAAAAAAAAAACAAAAAAAUAAGUACG